Molecule: messenger RNA, 389 nt
Organism: Ruditapes philippinarum (Manila clam)
Lineage: Eukaryota; Metazoa; Mollusca; Bivalvia; Venerida; Veneridae
Exons: 2
Coding region: 78-389 (103 amino acids)
Source: RefSeq, a predicted model, not a curated record
UUGAGACAGGAAUUAUUUGUUCAUAUAAGAGUACAAUGCAGAAUCUUGACAUGCAUAAAAGAUGAAAUAACCUUACCAUGGGGUUCACCUUUACAUUUGGACGAAUUAGGGAAAUUUUUUCCCAGUGGAGCAUAUUCAAGGCCCGUCAUCAUUAUAUCAAACAGUUGGCGGAACUGAAUUUGUCCGUGCAGGAAGAAAGCCUUCUCCGUGCAAUCGUUAUACUUUUCACAGAUCGCUGUAAACUUGAGCACCCAGCGGUUGUUGACGCACUUCAAGAGAAAAUGGUCAUGUGUCUACAGCAUCUGAUCAACAUCAGACCCGGUGGCUCGGGGACACUGCUGUACAAGAUAUUUAAAACAAUUAUCACCCAAUAUACGGGAACUUACUGA